Molecule: messenger RNA, 579 nt
Organism: Cornus florida
Lineage: Eukaryota; Viridiplantae; Streptophyta; Magnoliopsida; Cornales; Cornaceae
Product: protein FAR1-RELATED SEQUENCE 5-like
Exons: 1
Coding region: 1-579 (192 amino acids)
Source: RefSeq, a predicted model, not a curated record
AUGGAGUCAUCAGAUUCAGAGUCGUUGAGAAAUGAAAAUGGGGAUUUUAACGUACUUAAAAUUGGAAUGGAAGUUUCUAGUGAAGAUGAAGCAUAUAGAUUGUACUGUGAGUAUGCUUUGAAGAAGGGUUUUAGUGUUCGAAAAGGAAAUUAUCGACAUGGGAGUGGUGGAGUAAUCAGGCAACGUGAAUAUUUGUGUGCAUUUUCAGGACAAUAUCGAUAUGGUGAUCCUUCCGAUCUGAAAAAGGUUAGAAGAUUGGUGACACGAAUGGGUUGUAAGGCUUCAAUUAGGUUUUCCAUUAUAAAUGGAAUGUGGAAGGUAAGUCAUUUCAGUGAUGAUCACAACCAUGAUUUUGUUGCUCCAGAAGAGAGACAAUUUUUAAGAAUAAAUAGAAAUAUAGAUUCUGCCAGUGCUAGCAUUAUUAAUUCUAUGGUUGAUGCUGGUAUAAAAGGGACAAAAGCCUACUCAUAUAUUUCAAAGGAAGUUGGUGGGUCUGAACAUGUUGGAUUUACUCAAAGAGAUUGUCACAAUUUUACCAAUGAAAAGAAGCAAAAUCUGAUUAAAAGAGGAGAUGCAUAA